This is a messenger RNA of Dendrobium catenatum, 465 nucleotides long. RefSeq lists its product as uncharacterized. The transcript has a single exon. The record is from RefSeq and is a predicted model, not a curated record. The coding region runs from base 1 to 465 and encodes 154 amino acids. Lineage: Eukaryota; Viridiplantae; Streptophyta; Magnoliopsida; Asparagales; Orchidaceae.
AUGGACAGAUGUAAUCAAAUAGCCAAUCCCUCCUCCAUAAAGCCGCCAGCUGCUCUACCUCCUGAUCUUCUCCUGUUCAAUCCAACGAAGUACCGUCUCCUCACCGGAUCACUACAAUAUCUCACCAUUACCAUACCUGAUAUCUUCUUCACUGCGAACACCUUAUGCCAACACACGCACAAUCCUUCAUCUCUCCACUAUCUCCUCCUAAAAUGUCUCCUUCGCUACAUUAAAGGAACCAUAUCCUUCGGUCUUCCCAUUUCGGCUUCAUCUUUCACUCUCUCAGCUUACGCAGAUGCAGAUUGGGCUACAGACUCAGAUACUCGACGCUCUACCUCGGGCUACUGUUGCUUCCUAAGUAAGAAUCUUAUUUCUUGGACUGUCAAAAAGCAGCACACCGUAGCCAGAUCCUCUACAAAAGAUGAGUACCGCUCUUUGGCCGCUGCUACCGCCGAAGCCAUCUAG